ACAGGGGUGCGGGGCGGAGCGGCAGCCCUGCUCGCCCGCAUGUUAGCGGGGAAGAUUUUGUAGAAAGCAGGCUUUUUGUCACUGGGAAUUAGAAAACGGGCGGCUCGCCCCCCGUGCAGCUCUCUCCCGCGGAGGCUGAUGAAGCGGAGUGGCGGGGCGGGGUGGCGGAGCCGCGCAGAGGCGCAGCGGGGACCGCGGCCAGCAGUGGCCUUGGCAGCCAUGUUUGGCCCCGAGGCGUUUUCAGGUGCCUGGCGUGGGGCGGCUGGAGCAGGGGAACGGCUUUAAGCGUCUGGCGUGGGGAAAUCGGGCGGCUGGGAUAAAAGUGGCUACCAGAAUGACAACUACCUUGCUUUGUAACAUGAUAUUUCUGCUGGCGUUUGGAUUGGCUUCAGCUUUCAGCCACAGCCCUAGGACCCCUGACAGGGUUUCUGAAGCAGAUAUUCAGAGGCUCCUCCAUGGGGUUAUGGAGCAAUUGGGCAUUGCCAGACCCCGGGUAGAAUAUCCAGCGCACCAGGCUAUGAAUCUAGUUGGUCCACAGAGCAUUGAAGGUGGUGCACAUGAGGGUCUCCAGCACUUGGGUCCUUACGGCAAUAUCCCAAACAUCGUGGCUGAGCUGACAGGAGAUAACGUGCCAAAGGAUUUCAGUGAAGAUCAAGGAUAUCCUGACCCUCCAAAUCCCUGCCCUCUUGGAAAAACAGUUGAUGACGGCUGUCUAGAAAACACCCCGGACACAGCAGAGUUCAGCAGGGAAUACCAGCUGCACCAACACCUUUUUGAUCCAGAGCAUGACUAUCCCAACAUGGGCAAGUGGAGCAAGAAUUUACUCUUUGAGAAGAUUAAUGGUGGUCCAAAAAGAAGAAAGAGGAGUGUGAACCCAUAUCUGCAAGGACAGCGACUGGAUAAUGUUGUAGCAAAGAAGUCUGUUCCACAUUUUUCAGAUGAAGACAAGGGUCCUGAAUAAGUACAAUAAAAAUGAAUGAUGAAAACUCAUGCCAUCCUCUGCUAGAUCGUACUAUUGCUUAUAUGUAAUCAUCUAUUAAAAUCCUUGUGAAUGGCAGCAUGUUUAUUAUUUAUAUAAUUGUAGAUGAAAAACAGCUGUAUUUAUAACAGUAUGUUCUCCUAGAUAACAAAAAUAUGGUUCUGCUUUUUGUUAAGUUAUGGUAAAAGGCCAUUUCUGUUGGUUUUAUUUUAGUCAUGGAGCAAACUUUAAAAAUGUUAGUCAUUUUAAUAGCUAACGUGAGGUAAAUGGUCUUAAUGAGCAGCUUGUAAAUAGGAAGAUGUGAAAAAAAUGUCCGGUUUGACUCCAACAUUUAAUCUUAAAUGUUACUAUGUUUGACACAUGAAAAUUAUAGUUUUAUGUUUUGUUCACAAAUAUUGUUACUUAGCAAAGACAAAGUAUUUAUUUUACCCAGAGAAUUUUGGCUUUUGGUCCAUUUUAAUAAACAUUUAAGCAAUCUACAAGGUUUGCAAAGUGACAUUUUCCAAAAUAUUUCAGAGGCUCAUUUGUCUCGGUUAUUGCUGUGCAAAUUUAAAAAUUAAAGAACUGCUUUUUGACUCUGUCCACUGGAAUAUUUUUCUGUUAAUCAUUCCAUGUCCACAACUUUCCUGAACACUUGCACAUCUUUCUUCCUUAUCAAUGGUACUGUUGUGUGGAAAUUAAUCUCCACUGCUGUUCUUUGUCUCAGGAACAGCAGCAUUUGGGCAUUAUAGUGUUCUUAAAUCAUGUGUCCCUGGGAUGUUAGAAGUGAACGUGGAGACAUUUGUCUGUGUUAAUAAGGUUGUGUCAACGUCCUCUGAAUCUAAAUUCAGGAUAUGAAAGUCAUUACAGUUGAUGAUCUUCUGUAAAACUAUGAUACUUUAGCAACACUGGUAGCUAUCACUGCUCUUGGAGCUGCUCCGGGAAGCUUAAAUUGCCUUUUUGUGCACCUAGGAAACUGAAGAACGUUAUGUUCCAGAAAGCUGACUUCUCUCUUUCUGAAAGAUGAGAAUAUAAAAUUACCUAAAAGUUUGUUACUUUCAGGUUGCAUCUGAAAUAUUUCAAGCCAUGUGCAUGGGACAUUGGAAUCAUGGAAAACAGCAUUAGCUUACAGCUUGGAACUUCAAAUCGAUGGAAAAAACCUGUGGUUUCCUUCCCCGUCCUACAGAAAGACACAGGAAAAUAAUGAUGACCCCUUAGAAAAAACAGAUAAGAAACUAAAGGUUCUAGCGACAUAAAUUAAACUUAUCAGGAUGGCACAAAUACGACUGUGUAUGGCAUACGCUUCUUCUAUCCCAGCACUUAGUAAUUUGUAAUAAAUUAUGUAUGCAGAAA
Molecule: messenger RNA, 2311 nt
Organism: Grus americana (Whooping crane)
Lineage: Eukaryota; Metazoa; Chordata; Aves; Gruiformes; Gruidae
Gene: SCG5
Product: secretogranin V
Exons: 6
Coding region: 335-961 (208 amino acids)
Biological process (GO): regulation of hormone secretion; neuropeptide signaling pathway
Cellular component (GO): secretory granule
Molecular function (GO): enzyme regulator activity
Source: RefSeq, a predicted model, not a curated record